Diuraphis noxia (Russian wheat aphid) is the source of this 582-nucleotide messenger RNA. RefSeq lists its product as uncharacterized. The record is from RefSeq and is a predicted model, not a curated record. NCBI's taxonomy places the organism in Eukaryota, Metazoa, Arthropoda, Insecta, Hemiptera, Aphididae.
AUGGCUGGGUCACUUCAUUCUGUGUUUACAAACCUAAAAACUGCAAUACCAGGUAUGGCAUGCAUAAAAUGUUCCUGUCACAUGAUACAUUUAUCUUCCUCAAAAGCUUGUUUAAAGCUUCCACGGUCAAUCGAAGACUUAUUACGUAAUAUUGGAUCACAUUUCAGUAGAAGUUAUUCGCGUCAAAUUAAGUUUAGAGAGUUUCAAGAAUUUUUUCACAUUGAAAUUCAUAAAAUAUUAUCGCCAUGCACAACUCGUUGGUUGUCACUAAAAGCAUUUGUGGAUAGAAUAUUAGAACAAUUUCCAGCUCUAAAAGAAUAUUUUAGACUUUCAAGUUUUGAGGACCCUUCUAAAACACUAGAACAAAUCCAUAAUACUAUAGAAAAUUAUUUUACCAUUAUAUACUUAGAAUUUAUGUCUUACUCGCUAGGUCUCUUAACAAAUUUUAAUAAAUUAUUUCAAAGUGAAGGCCCUCUACUAUAUAUGUUAAAACCAGAAAUUGAAAAACUGUUAAAAAUAGUGGUAAUGAAUUACCAUAAUAGUUUCACCUCAGAACAUUCAAUAUCAUGUUCCAUUAAGUGA